AUGAAUUGGCCUAUGUAUAGCCACUGCCCUUUUACAAAAUUUAACAUCAAAGCAUUGUUGCAGCUUUAUGAACUCCUUCUAUAUGGAAUCUAUGAAGCUGUUGAUGGAGAGAAGGAUCCUCAUUGCUUGUUGCUAGCAUUUGACAUCAUUCGUGCACUGAUUCAACUAUUUCCAGAUCCUAAUGGGCCGCUAGAAAAUUUUUCUGGAGAGCUUUUUGAAACUUUGAGCAGUUACUUUCCCAUUCAUUUUACUCAUCCAAAAGGAGAGGACACUGAUGUCAAAAGAGAUGAUCUUGCAAGGGCUCUAAUGGUAGCUUUCUCAUCAACACCUCUUCUUGAGCCAUAUGUCAUUCCCUUGCUUCUUGAAAAUCUCUCUUCUUCUCUGCCAUCAUCAAAGGUUGAUUCUUUAAAGUAUCUGAGCUAUUGCUCAUUGAAGUAUGGAGUAGACAGGAUGGCCAAACAUGCUGGAGCUAGUUGGAGUUCAAUUAAAAGUGAAAUGAGUACUUCAGUAAGAGAGCCUACUGAAGGUGUUACAUCAGAAUCAAUAAAUGGUCUUGGGGUUCAGGAAAAUGAAAUUGCAGCAGAAUCUUUAGUGGAUAUUUACUUUAGAGUAAAGAGCUUGCAGAUUUUGGCUACAUUUCCCGAUAUUGUUGUUGAAAAAAUUGUUUCAUCACUGUCUAGUGAUAAAUUUACCCUGCCUUUUCCACUCAAAUUGGAAGUGGUAUCUGAACUAGGUGCAAGUGGACAUAAUCAUAUGCUGAUGAUUGUUCAAGAGUUGGAAGGGGCUAUAUUUGCUAACCUUUAUGAUUUUUUAGUCCAUGGGAAUAAAAAGUCUGCUGAAUUAGCAAUUCAACUUCUGCAAUGCUAUUCUGAAAAGGUUAUUCCGUGGUAUAUUGAGAUGAUUUUUUUUGAGCAAUUCUUGACAAUAUUUGUAGUUAAGGCCUUUAGAAUGGAAGAAUGUAUUUCACUAAUUUUUGUAUACAUUUCUUGUUUUGUAUUUAGUGAUAAAGGUGUUGUAAUAUGAUUUCUUAAGCCUGGACUAGUAGACUAAAUAUUGUAAUUACAUUUGAGUAAUUAAUAAAAAUCUAUUUAUGUUA
Molecule: messenger RNA, 1096 nt
Organism: Humulus lupulus (European hop)
Lineage: Eukaryota; Viridiplantae; Streptophyta; Magnoliopsida; Rosales; Cannabaceae
Product: MMS19 nucleotide excision repair protein homolog
Exons: 8
Coding region: 1-1023 (340 amino acids)
Biological process (GO): iron-sulfur cluster assembly
Cellular component (GO): cytosolic [4Fe-4S] assembly targeting complex
Source: RefSeq, a predicted model, not a curated record